GACGACUUCAUUCGUUAACAAAGAUUUAUAAGAGAGAAGUAAUCGAAAAUAGAAGAGAGACAACAAAGGAAAAUGGAGAAAGUGGGAGAAGAAGGCAAAGUUCACAUUUUGGUGAUUCCAUUCCCAGACGAACAAGGCCACAUAAACCCCAUCCUCCAAUUCUCCAAACGCCUAGCUUUCAAAGGCCUUAAGGUCACUCUCCUCAACCUCCUCCAUGAAAAAAAUACAACAACUUACCAGCUCAGUUGUUGUUCAUCGUUGAACUCCACUAUUAACGUGCUCGAGAGGCCUCGAGCCCCCUACAACAGCACCGAGCCCGAGUCGAUCGAGUCAUACAUGCACCGUCUGAAGACCUCCAUUUGCUUCCAUUUAAUAAACCUCGUAACGCAAUACCAAAACUCAAAUUUUCCAUUUUCCUUCGUGGUAUACGACUCUCUCAUGCCUUGGGUUUUGGAUCUUGCUAGAGCAUUCGGGCUUCGUGGUGCUCCUUUCUUCACUCAGUCUUGCGCUGUUAUUGCCAUUUUUUACCACAUCAUUCAUGGUUCCUUUAAGAUUAUUCCUCCUGUUGCUGAUCAGACAACAUGUGUGUCAUCGUUGUUGCCUGGAUUGCCACUUGAUCUCCAUGCUUCUGACCUUCCUUCUCUUUUAUUACCUGAUAACAAUAAUCCCCAACAGAAUAAUAAUCCAUUUUUUCUCAAGUUGAUGAUUGACCAAUUACAUGACCUCCCUGAAUUGAUGUUCGUCAACUCCUUCCAUGCCUUGGAAACACAAGUAAUAGAAUAUCUACAAAGCCAGAUGCCACUGAAGAUGGUUGGACCAACAGUUCCAUCCAUACUCAUAAACAAGGAGUUGAUGGACGACGACCAUGAUUACGGAAUGAAUCUAAUCAAUUCAACUGAAGAUGACAACAAGAAAAUCAUGGGGUGGUUAAACUCUAAAGCUCGCAAUUCAGUCAUUUACGUGUCAUUAGGAACCAGAAUAUCAAACCUUGGAGAGGAGCAAAUGGAGGAGCUUGCAUGGGGGCUCAAAGCAACCAACAAACCAUUCCUUUGGGUCAUUAAAGAACCUGAAUUCCCAAAUAGCUUUUUUGAAAAAGAGGUAAAAGAGAUGCAUGGAAUGGUGGUGAAAUGGUGCUGUCAAGUCCUAGUCUUGGGUCACGAAUCAGUGGGGUGUUUUAUGACUCAUUGUGGUUGGAACUCAGUUUUAGAGGCUAUUACUUGUGGGGUUCCAAUGGUAGCGAUGCCACAAUGGGGAGAGCAAAUGACUAAUGCUAAGUUUGUGGAAGAUGUGUGGAAUGUUGGUGUGAGAGUUAGUACUUCAAAGGAAAAUGGGAUGAUUAUUGUUAGAAGAGAAGAAAUAGAGUUGUGUGUUAGGAAAGUGAUGGAGGGAGAGAAGAGUCAUAAGUUGAGACAAAAUGGAAGAAGGUGGAUGAAGUUGGCAAAGGAAGCUGUGAUGAUCAAUGAAAAUGGAACAUCUGAUAAGAACAUCCAUGAUUUUGUGACACAACUCACAAAUCCUCAAGUAUAUUGAUGAUUUUUCCCAUUUUAUUUUCCAAACCCCAUCGCUAUAAUUAGUGUCUAUCAAAUUUGAAACUUCUCUAAUUUUGUAAUUAAUAUAUUACAACAACGUAUUUUGUA
Molecule: messenger RNA, 1637 nt
Organism: Cucumis sativus (cucumber)
Lineage: Eukaryota; Viridiplantae; Streptophyta; Magnoliopsida; Cucurbitales; Cucurbitaceae
Product: UDP-glycosyltransferase 74E2
Exons: 2
Coding region: 73-1530 (485 amino acids)
Molecular function (GO): UDP-glycosyltransferase activity
Source: RefSeq, a predicted model, not a curated record